Paramecium octaurelia is the source of this 6991-nucleotide messenger RNA. The record is from the annotation of a GenBank genome assembly. Lineage: Eukaryota; Ciliophora; Oligohymenophorea; Peniculida; Parameciidae.
AUCAAGAUGCUAAAAAAUAUAUAGUAAAGUGUGGUAAUAAUGAAACAAUAAAAUUUUAGUAUAACAAAGUUAGAGACUAUACUAAUCCGUUUAAUUUACUAAUUCCCUGGUUGAAUGCUAUUUUUAAAAAAUACAUGGGAAAUUUCUUUAAUGAGGAGAUAAAGAAGGAAUAAUUCACGUCUAUGGGGUUGAAAAAGUUGACUCUGAAGGUUGGUUCUCUAAACUAACAAAUGGCACCGAGCAUUCCCUUUGUGUUGGAAUCUGGAUCGAUAUCUCUUUUAAAAUUGGAUCUACACAAAUUAACAUGUGUGAUAGAGGAGGUGGAAUUGACCUUGAAUUUCAAGACAUUAGAAUAAUAUCGGUUGUUUGUGCAAACCUACACGAGGCAAAAGAUGACAGCUGAUAAACUGUAGAAGAUCAAGGAUGAAAUCAUUAAAGCCUAUAAGGUCAAGAGCGAGACCUCGAACAAUGUGAAUUAGAAUGCCUGGAACAUAAUUAGAUAGUUUUUAUAGAAAAUAACAUUCACAGUUAAUAAACUGGUUUUGCAUAUAGUUGAGCCAAUCCACAAGGACAAGCUCUCUUUGGCAAUAAAUUAGAUCAGUAUGAGAGUGAGGAAACUGCAGGAGGAAAAGGAUUAAAUGGUCAGUACGAUGAUAAUUGGUGGGUGUUCACUUCAUAUCAACGAAAAGAACUAGUUGUUUGAUGUACACAACUUUUAGAAGGAAUCUUGCAUUUUUAGUUUAUAGUAGCAAUACACCAACAAGUACGAUUAACAUGUGGUUAUCCAUUUAAAGACGGAAUUGAAGGAAAGGCUAAAAUUCAAUAGUACCCUAUGUAUAAGAUUGAUGCAAAUGAACUUCAAUUAUAAGUAAUUCCAGAUAGCAAUACGAAUGAUUCUGAGUAUUUUGGAUCAUAACAAAUUCAUCCAAUCUCAAGACAAAAUAAUCAUAGAAUCUAUAAGACAGGAGAUUCCACAGUUUUAAUUUACGUGGUGUGAAUCUUAAAUACACUUGAAUUAUUGUGAUCAGAUGGGAGAACCUAAACAGGACGAUGUAGAGAGCAAGUCAUUGAGUGAGGAGGACAUGGUUGAAUUCAAUGAGGAUUUAGAAUAAGCUUUAGAGAAGAGUUAAUUCAAUGAAGAAGAAGGGGAAGAACAAUUUGAGGAGUCUCAGAUAGAAGGAUUGAAUUAAUCGGUUCUAAAUUAAUCGAAUUUUGGUGAUUUAAAUCAAAGCACAUUAAAACAAUCCAUUUUCUCGAUGUCAGUAUUUAAGGAAUUGAUCAAUGAUGAAGAUGACAAGUAAGGAUUAGAAGAAUUGGAUGAGGGCUAAUUAAUAUUUAAAUUGAAAGUCUAGAAAGUAAGAGUGAGAUUGUCAAAGGAUGACAUAAUAGAUAAGUGGAAUGUAGAUAAGUUAAAGAAGACCAAUUAUUACGAAUUAGAAUUAGAUUAACUGAAUUGGUUGAUGACCAAGGAAAUCAAUUAAUAGUAGAUUACAUCUGUCAAGUAAACGAGAAUUGAGAUUCCAACUAUUUAAGUCUUUCAUUAUGAGUAUUGUAGACUAUUCCCUGAAAAUCCAGUAAAUGAGCAGGAGAAGGAGGAUGAAAGUCAAGAAAUAUUUUAGAGUAUCAAGGAGGAUUAUUCCAAUAACUCGUAAACUCAAGAAAGCCAAAUGUUCCAUUCUUGUUACAAUUUGAGUUAGAAUGAUGUCUUAGAGAAGAUAACAUAGAAGAAGAAUGAAUUGUAAAAGGACUAAGGCAGUUAUUAUUAUAAGAAGAAGUGUUUGAUUAGCAUCUAUAGUGGCACAAAGGAAGAGAAACAAUUAAUCACAAAAGUAGACAACCAAUUCAUAUAUUCAAAUUCUAAGAUUAUCUCCUAUGGAAAUGGUCUAUAGAUAUAGAUGCAUCAUCUUAAUAAUUCUUAGGCAAUCUCUAUCAAACAGAUUGACAUUAAUGUAAAUAUUGACGAAAUCUUGGAAUUUGUGUAAAUAUUAAAAAUCGAUUAUGAGAAGAAGCAAAUCAAGAGUAUCCCCAAUUUAAAUCUCAUUACAAUCCAUCAAAUUCAAUUUGAUGUCCAAAUACAAGAAGUGGAUUACGUCGAUUUCUAUUAUUUAUAAUAAAUCAUAAAGAACGAUCCUAACAGCAGCAGUGUGAUACACUAAUAAUAGAAGAUUUCUUUCUUCACUUUCAAUGUCAUUGAUCUCCAAAUACAAUAGUCCAGUUCUGGGUUCAUUACUUUUAAUUCAAUCACUUGUUUGAAGAAGGAGUACGAUCGAAUCAAAUCAAUUUUUCUAGAGGAAACCAUAGCUGAAAUAGGAGCGCAAGAUCAUGCCUAGAUUUUAAUCAGACCGAUAAUUAAACUUAUGGAAACAAAGGAAGUCAGAGUGGCAAUACCUAAGGUUGAGAUUUUCGUGAAUAUGUCUUACAUGGAAUAUGUAAAGACACUAUUUACAGUCAUUAAGGAUUUUCAGAAGAGAUUGUUGGCCCUGAGUAAGGAAUCAAAAGAGAAUAAAUAAAUCAUCAAGUUGCUCUUCGAUGAGAUAAUUGUCAAAAUCAAUUUGGAAUAACAAGCUAAUUCCCAUUAAGCAAGAUUUAUUAUACAUGCAUCUAAGUUGGCUGCAGAAAUUAUAGGCAAAGAUGAGAUCUUGCUUACAUUAUAUAAUUGUCUGAUCAUUGAUACCAAUUGGAAUUCCAAGAAACCAAAACAAGAUAUCCCGAUAUAUGGCAGUCCCAACGAUGCAAAAACAGAUUAGCCUCUUUAAAUAUUGCAUUUUAGAAGAUAAAAGUAUUAAGCCAACUAAGUUUUAUUUUAUAAAUAAGAGCGUUUCAAUAGGGAAGGUUUCAAAAGUCUUGUGCAAAAUGAAAUUAUAAAAUCAGAACCAAAUAUGGCCUUUUAAUAUACGACUGUCAAAUUGAAGGCUAAUAAGUACAUAAAUCCAGAUUGCUUGGAUGUUUUGAUUGGGAAUACUAAUUUGCUUUCAAUCAAAAUCAAUAAAGAUAAGAAAAUUGAUAUUCAAUACCAACAUGGCAUCAUCCAAAUAGAUGAAUAAUGGAUUGACACUGUCACGACAAUCAUAGAUUUAGCUAAGAAAUGGGAAUAAACUUUAAUCCUAAAUAAGAGCAAUAAAACUCAAUCUAAACCCAUCCCCAAUUUUACAUUGAGUGUUCAAAAUAUCUGGCUGAAUUACUUACCAACAUACAGGAAGUCUAUUUUGUUGAAAUAGUACUUAUAGAAAAAAGAACCAAUCAAAUCCUUAAUUGCUAUAUAAUCUGAGUAGUUAUAUUACUCUUGGAUCAGAGUUCUCCUCAGAAUCAAGAGUGCUACACUAUCAAGUGAUCUACAAGCCCAUUUGAGUUCUGCAUAAAUAUACGUCAAAAGUACAUCCAAAGAAAUAAAACAUGCUAAUUUGAGCUUCUUAAAUCCCAUUCUAUUGGUGCCUCCUCAGAUUGGACUCUUCAAUGAAAAUAGAAAGUUCUCUGAUGGGUUCCAAAUAGACAAGGAUGAACAAGGGUUGUUGAGACUUCUUUGCUUUUAGAAGUUAUUCAAGAUCAAAGGAGUCACAGUCUCAGGCAAAACCAUUAAUAUUGGUCAAAUAAGCGGGAAUCUCAAAAAGGAUUCGAUCAUUAGUUUAUGGGAUAUUACAUCGAUGACUAUAGACAGGAUAAAGAAGAUUAUUCCUGAAUAAGAAAAUGAUAGACAGAUUAGGAUUCUGCAGGAUGGGCAUGAGUACAAUCCUGCUGAGAAUAUGAAUAUUUUUGAGGAUGAUGAAAUUGAACUACCAACUAAAGAAAAUGUGCCUAAUGAAAAACAAUUCGAGAUUAUACUCAAGAGUUUUGAAAUCAAAUUGACUGUUGGUUAACACUUUCCCCCUGAAGUGUUCAGUGACAAUAAUCCUAUUAACACCGAAUGUUAGUUGCAUAAUUAAGAACAAUACUACCUUGAACACUCAAAUUUAUUACAAUUAGAAGAGUUUCCACAAGUAAAUGAUCAAUAAUGCAGUUCCAUUCUAUUUAGUAUGAAAGAAUUGAAAUUAGUAUGUUGUGGACCUUCCUAAAAAGAAAUCAAUCAAUUUUAUUUGACCUUAUUGAAUUUGUAAAUUGCAGAUAGGAUCUAGAAUUCCAAAUUUUCUAAAUUGAUUGGUAAAGAACCUAAUCAUGAUGAAUAGAAUUUUGCAUAUGUCUUCUACUAGGUUGAUAAAAGAAAUAAUACUAUUGAUAUCGAAGCUAAAUUUGUUCCCAUAAGAGUAUGUGUCUCUGGAGCUGCAUUAGAGUUUUUAUAGGAAACUAUGAACAGCAAUGAACAAUUGAGUCCGAAGAUUGAUUUGCUGAGUAAAUUAAAUGUAGGAAAUGACAAAGAGUCCAUUAUUGAAUUCUGCGUGCAGGAAGGCUAUUAAGUGACAUUCUCUAGAAUCAGUGAGUUAAGUACUAAUAUAAAUUUAUGUAGAAAAAUCAAUUAAGGUCAACUUUUUGAAUAUUGAGCGAAUCUAUUGUUACAUAACAUUCGACGGGAGUGGCGUUAAAUUGGACGGAAAAUUGAAAGGGCUAGUUCGUUUGGCUUCUUAUGACAGUUUAUUUAUAUUUUUGAAGAGAGCUCAAAUUCAUAAUUUGGUAUUUGAGAAUGAAAGGGAUCUCAUCAAGUUUAUGUUUGAAUAAUACCAACAUCUCAUAAGGAAUGAUUCACAAUUAAUUUCUAAAUUGAUUCUUUCCUUUAAAGCCUUCCAAAACGUAACCAAUAUAGUGCUGGGGUAGCAAUAUAAUAGUAUUUUAGAAUCCAAACUAUGUUUAUGACAAUAAUAAGACAAGGAAUAGUGACAGGAGUGUGUUCAGGAUCCAUUCCAUUGGCUAAGGCACUUGGAGAUGAAAUAGUGUAUUUGGCCAAGAAACCCAUUGAAAUGUGUUCCACAAUGACUGAGGGUAUUGGAUUAAAAGUGGCUAAUGUGGUCUUUAGUCCUAUUGAAAGGGUGUUGGACUAAUUUUAAACUUUGGUAUUUAGAUAAUCUGAAUUAUCCUUAGACUACGAGUGAUAGAAUCCCCAAGGAGUUCCUUAAGAAAAACAAUCCAGACUAAGGUAAUUUAUGAACAUUUUUAAUUUUUAUUAAUUAAUACUUUUGUAUAAAAUAAUAUUGUUAUGUUUCGAGAAUUCUCCAGUCCCAAUUAUUAUCCUAACCAAGCUCAAUAGAAUCCAUUUAAGACUGCUGGGAUGUAAAGCAUAGACUUCUACGGAAACAUUGGAUAUCCAAAACCAGAUUACCCAGUUUUGAUGCAAUAAUAAUACUAUGAUAAUUAUCAAUACAACAAAAUGUUCUCCUCAUAAGUGUUUACUCCUCAUGUGCAGCCUAUAUUUAUUGCAGGUCCAAUAUAUAAGAAUUCCCCUGUUUUUUAGGGUCCUCAGUAUUUAAGUUAGAGUCUAUUCUAACCAGUCCAAAAGAACAGGUUUUAUAAUUAUAAUUAACCCGAUGAAAUUAUUGAAGAUCACAAUGGUUUAAAUUUGCAAUCAAAACAACAAUUAGAAGAAAAUAUCAGGAUAAGGAAUGAAAUAUUAAAUUAAUGGAAUUUUGAAGAAGAAUAGAGACAAAAAGUAUCACAGCAAUCAAGUGAAUACGAAUACGUUUAAGAAACUCAACAUAAAAGACCUAGUUAUAGUGAUAAAGAGAAAUAUCAUAAAAGGAAACAUUAACAACAUUAAUCAAAUUAAUAACAUUAAUACCAGUAUUAUGAAGAAGAAAAACCACCUGUUGAAAAAAAGCAUUCCUAAAAGAAGAGUUCUCAUUCCUUAAAGUCUUUAGAAGGAGAAAAACAAAAGCAUACCUAAAAUCUCCCCUCAAUCGAAGAAGAAGUAGAUUAACCAAAAACCAUUUUUAAUAAGAAGCCUGAAUUCCAAUAAACUGUUGCUUCCAAGAAACCAGAAUAGCAGUAAACAAAUUUAACUAAAAAACCUGAGAUUCAUUAAACAAAAUCAAGGAAAAGAGGAAAGAGGAACUUAAAAAUCAUCUUGAAGGCUUUGACAUUUAUUCUUAUGUAUUUCUUAGGGAUGAAGAGAUAAAUUUUAAAAAGAAAGAAGCUCUAGGCAAAUAAAGAGAACAGUUUAGAACUAGUUAAUUAAGCAAUGUAAGAAGGGGCUGAUUGGAUACUUAACUUUGCUGAAAAUGAUUUAAAUUAAUUUUGGAGCAAAAAAGAAUCAUUAAACUGGUUGGAGAACGAUUAACUAUCUGAUAAGGAAAAGGCAAACAGGAUUAAUAAAGUCAAAAUUUUCAUUCAAAAGAUCUCCAUUAUUUUAUCUGAUAAUAUGAGAGAAUCCAGUUUUAAACCAGAGUUUUUCUCAUUCCUAACCUAACUUACUUAAAAUUUCUAAUUCCCUCCAGAUUAAUAUUUUUUUAACUUUGAAGUUUAAAGAUUAGAAUUUAAUUCCUUUGGAGCCAUUAAGAAUAUCAAGGGUCCAUAAUAAAAAAUGGUCCUGGCAUUUUUCAUUAUGAUUAGAUUGUUGGGAUUCACAAUAUUAUAUGCACCAUGGACUUUAGGAGUGACCAAUAUCAGUAAAAGUUCAAUUUUAGAAUCUAAUUCUCUAAUCAUUGUCUCAGUUUUAUAAGAAUUAGUAGUUGGAGAGUUUAGAGAAAUAAAGAUAUUGGAGAAUAACCAGAAUCACUUGAGUAAUGACUUGAAAAUUAAUCCUCGACCUCAAGGUCCUCUCAAGGUAUAUAUUAACUGAAAUAAUUUAAAGAUAAUACCUGACCCAAAGACUACACAGGAAAAGACCUUUUUGAAAACUACUCUUGAGCCUUUAAUAUAUCCAACAUAUAAACGAGAAGAAAUGAAAGAUUUAUUUGAAAAAUAAAUUGAAGUAUUCAUAUUUAUAAUAAUACUUUAGUGGGUAGACAAUACCAUGACUACAUUUGAUCAAAUAUAUACACAAUUAGUAAAACUAACCAACUCCUGGCAUAAAAAUAAUAAGGUUUCUAUUACAGCUGGUUUGAAAUUGAAAAAGAAAUAAAGAUAUUGA